AUGGGUGCUGAUAAGGGUUCACAUAUAUCAAGUCAUGUUCAUGUCAGCACUGAUCUGUCUGUCUGUCUCUGUGGCUUCCUCAGCGUCGAGAGGAGAAACAAAAACGUAUUGAAUAAGAGUGAGCAGGAGUUUGUAGCCGGCAGGAGAAACACUGUUCUACAAUCCCUGAAGAAGCUUAAGAUUCAGUGCAGUCAGAAAGCGGUGCCAAACAUUGCAUUACUGGGUUCUGGAGGAGGACAAAGAGCCAUGGUGGCUUUGCUGGGAUCCCUGGUUCAGCUUGAUAAAGCGGGUCUUCUGGACUGCAUCCUUUAUCUGAGCGGAGUCUCUGGAUCCACCUGGUGCAUGGCCUCCUUAUACAAAGAACCAAACUGGUCCACUAAACUAGAGACCGUGAAAGACAAAAUCAUUGAGAGAAUCAGAGGUCCUGAAGUCAGCUUGACAGACGUAAUGGCCAAACUGAAGAAAUAUUACUAUGGGAAAGACUUCUUCAGCUUGACUGACGUCUGGGCAGUGAUGCUCGUCAUGUCAUAUGUGAAAGAGAUCGAUGAGCACACACUCACACAGCAGCGGAACCAGCACAAUAAAGACAUGUUUCCCAUCUAUGCAGUGAUCGACAAGCAAACCAAACAGAGCAAUGACGGAGACCCCUGGUUUGAGAUCAAUCCAUAUGAAGCAGGUUAUUCUCUCUCUGGAGUGUUUGUGGACACCGGCGACUUUGGCAGCCAGUUUCACAAAGGCUCAAAGAUAAAACAUCAGGAUGAAUUUGACAUGCUGUACCUGCAAGCUCUUUGUGGCAGUGCUUUAGCAGAUGAAGUGGAUAUUAAGAAAACCAUGUGGCAAAAGAUAAAAGAUUUCUUUCAAAACGAAACAACACUUGAAGCAAUGAGGAAGGAAGAGCAUGAGAGAACAGAUGAAGUGAUGAGAAAAGAGAAGGAAACAGAAGGAAAAGAAGCAGUACUGGAGUCUUUGUCUAUGUCCUGUCCACCAGACUCCGCAGACGAAUGUAGGUUUCAUUCAGAUGAUCCAAUCUCCCCCAUAGAUGAAUGUAACCAGGCGCUCAUGGAUCUUGUGAACAUGAAUAUCUCUGUUUUGAAUGGCGAAGAUCCUUCUGAUUUUGAUGAAUCCAUCAGAACAAAUUUGAAAGACCUCUCUGGAGGCAAAAGUCGGCUGAUUCCUGCAAUGAAAAAAGGGAGAAUUGAUGAUAAAAAAGCAGAAAAAGUGUAUAUAAAGCAUUUCACCCUGGAUGUGUGUGAAUAUUUGAGUAGUCAGCUCCAUAAUUGGGUAUUUGAUGCUGGGAUAAGUAUUUGUAAAUGCAUGGCUGAGUGGAUCUGGGGAAGGAAAUAUAACUUCCUCCACAACAUGACAGUUGAAGCAGUGAACUCCACUCUUCUGCAAAGUGAGACGAGAGACUAUAUAGAUGCCGGAAUGUUGCUGAACUCACCCUACUUCUCAGUGCUGAGAGAAGACAGAGACAUUGACCUCAUCAUUUCCCUGGACUUCAGUGAUGGAGAUCCUUUCAUGACAGUAAAUGGAGCUGCUGAGACUUGCAAGAAACUAAAGAUCCCUUUUCCUGAAGUCAGUGUUCCCAGUGAUGAAGGAAAGAAACCAAAGGACUUCUAUGUGUUCAAAGGCCAAAACGCUCCAACCGUGAUCCACAUCCCUCUGUUUAAUGCGGUCAACUGUGGAGAUAAAGUUGAGGACUGGAGGAAAAAAUAUCGCACCUUUCAAGGUUCUUACGGCGCUGAGAUGAUCGCUGAUCUUAUGGACGUCGCUGGAAAAAACAUCUCAAACAACAGAGAGAAACUCAAGGAGCAGAUUCGGGCGGUCAUUGAAGAAAAAAGAAAAUUUUCUGAAUAA
This is a messenger RNA of Carassius auratus (goldfish), 1857 nucleotides long. Its product is annotated as cytosolic phospholipase A2 gamma. Gene Ontology annotation, cellular component: nucleoplasm; nuclear envelope; cytosol. NCBI's taxonomy places the organism in Eukaryota, Metazoa, Chordata, Actinopteri, Cypriniformes, Cyprinidae. Gene Ontology annotation, molecular function: calcium-dependent phospholipid binding; calcium ion binding. The transcript is spliced from 14 exons. The coding region runs from base 1 to 1857 and encodes 618 amino acids. The record is from RefSeq and is a predicted model, not a curated record. Gene Ontology annotation, biological process: glycerophospholipid catabolic process.